AUGCCGCCGCCUCAAAAUCUCAACAUCCUCAUCACGGGUUGCUCCCCAGGGGGGAUGGGCGCGGCCCUAGCUGUAGCAUUCCACAACGCAGGCCACCACGUCUACGCAACGGCGCGGAACCCAUCCAAGCUGUCGCCCCUUGCUGAGCAAGGCAUCCAAACACUAACCCUCGACAUCACCUCACCCUCCUCCAUCGAAUCAGCCGUCUCGGCCGUCACCACCGCGCUCCCGCCCACCCGUGGCCUCGACAUCCUCAUCAACAACGCCGCAGGCAACUACACCAUGCCCGUAAUCGACGCCACCCUCCCCGCCGCGCGCGAGCUCUUCGACCUCAACGUCUGGGCCCACCUGGCCGUCACCCAAGCCUUCCUCCCACUCAUCCUCCGCUCCACCAACCCCAGCCCCAACCCCAACCCCCCAAACACCCCCACCACCACCACCACCACCUUCGCCCCCCUCAUCGUCAACCACACCUCGGUCGGCUCCGUCGCCGCCCUCCCCUUCCAGGGCAUCUACAACGCCUCCAAGGCCGCGCUGGCCAUGCUGACGGCCACCAUGCGCAUGGAGCUGGCGCCGUUUGGCGUGCGCGUCGUGGACCUCAAGACGGCCGGGGUGCGCACCAACAUCAUUGCAAAUAGCAAUUUCCAUCGGCACGGUUCUGCUGAUUAUGGUAACAACAGUGGGGGUGGGGGUGGGGGCCGGUUGCCGGCGGGGUCGGUGUUUGCGCCGGUGCGGGAGCAGGUGGAGCGGAUUAUGAGCCAGGAGGGGUUGAGGGAGAGGGGGAUCAGCGCGGAGGAGUGGGCGGGGGAGGUGCUGGCGGUGUUGUUGGGGAGGAGCGUGCCGGCGGAGGUGUGGAAGGGCGAGAGUGCGCUGGUGGCGAGGAUGGCGACGGCGAUUCCGUGCGGGUUGGCGGAGGGGGUGGUUAAGAAGAUGACGGGGAUGGAUGCGGUGGAGGAGGGGAUUAGGAGGGUGAGGGGCGGGUGA
Molecule: messenger RNA, 984 nt
Organism: Chaetomium globosum CBS 148.51
Lineage: Eukaryota; Fungi; Ascomycota; Sordariomycetes; Sordariales; Chaetomiaceae
Exons: 1
Coding region: 1-984 (327 amino acids)
Biological process (GO): triglyceride catabolic process; phosphatidic acid biosynthetic process
Cellular component (GO): lipid droplet; endoplasmic reticulum
Molecular function (GO): triacylglycerol lipase activity; acylglycerone-phosphate reductase (NADP+) activity
Source: RefSeq, a predicted model, not a curated record